Messenger RNA from Phalaenopsis equestris, 441 nucleotides. Its product is annotated as serine-arginine protein 55-like. The record is from RefSeq and is a predicted model, not a curated record. The transcript is spliced from 3 exons. Lineage: Eukaryota; Viridiplantae; Streptophyta; Magnoliopsida; Asparagales; Orchidaceae. The coding region runs from base 16 to 441 and encodes 141 amino acids.
UUAUGAUUAUUGUUAAUGUCAAUUGCAUUUAUUUUUUUCUUUUUUUCUUUUGCAUCUAGCACCACUGGAAUUGCAAAACUCACCAAGGCUGCUCCAGGGGGAUCCCUGAAGGCCGAGCAGAUUGAAAAGAAGGAAACACCUCAAGAGCGGCUUAAAAGGAUAAUGAACAAACAACUGAAUAAACAGAUCAAGAAGGAUUCUGCCGCUGAAAUGGCAAAGAAGCGCGAGCAGGAACGACAAAGACUGGAAAAACUUGCUGAAACGAACAGAUUAAGCCGCCACAGACGCCGUAGUCAUAGCAGAAGCCGAAGCCGAAGUCGUUCCCCGGCAAGAAGGCAUCGUCGCAGCAGAAGCCAUGGACGGAGCCGAAGCAGGAGCCCAAGGAGGCAUUAUUCUCGCUCUAGCUCUCGAUCGCAAUCGCCUUCUCAUUCGCCCAGGUGA